Messenger RNA from Pleurotus ostreatus (oyster mushroom), 1104 nucleotides. It is a transcript of the gene SCS7, whose product is annotated as fatty acid alpha-hydroxylase. Gene Ontology annotation, molecular function: heme binding; iron ion binding; fatty acid 2-hydroxylase activity. The transcript has 8 exons. Bases 1 to 1104 code for a protein of 367 amino acids. NCBI's taxonomy places the organism in Eukaryota, Fungi, Basidiomycota, Agaricomycetes, Agaricales, Pleurotaceae. Gene Ontology annotation, biological process: lipid biosynthetic process; fatty acid metabolic process. Gene Ontology annotation, cellular component: membrane; endoplasmic reticulum. The record is from RefSeq and is a predicted model, not a curated record.
AUGUUGAAACGAGUUCGCAUCUAUACCGAGGAAGAUGUCGCGGCGCACAACACGUCGUCGAGCUGCUGGGUCAUUCGCGGCCAAAAGAUUUACGAUGUUACGUCGUUUUUGCCUGACCAUCCCGGAGGCGACGACCUAAUUCUGAAAUACGGCGGGACGGAGAUUACAGAGGUUAUGAAGGACGCCGACGAACACGAGCACUCCGAUUCCGCCUACGAGAUGAUGGCGGAAUAUGUGAUCGGUCGACUGGGAACGGGAGAGUUGACGGUUAGCGACGACUGGGAAGCCACGGACGAUUUCCAUCCAGAUGAUACCAACGAAGCAGAAGAUUAUGAAAAAAACCAGUUCUUGGACUUGCGCAAGCCCUUGCUUCGCCAAGUUUGGCAGGCCAACUUCAGUAAAUCAUAUUAUCUCAAGCAAGUUCAUCAGCCGCGACACCUCGCAGAGUCUGCGCGUUUGUUCGGCCCGGACGUUCUCGAAAGCUUUACCCGUACCGUCUGGUAUGUCGUACCUAUCUUCUGGCUCCCAAUUGCAGGCUACCUCUUCCUGCGGUCCCUUCUCCAAUUCACUGGACCAAUUGCCGACUUCUGGGUGGACCCUCGACUGCCGCUUCGCGCUCUGCUGCUGGUGUCUCCGCAAACCGUGACGAAAACCAUGAUCUGUUUCUUCCUUGGAAAUAUCAUAUGGACGAUCCUGGAAUACACCCUCCACCGCUUCCUAUUCCACAUCGAUGACUACCUGCCGGACAGCCCGCCUUUCCUCACGUUGCACUUCCUGUUGCACGGCGUUCACCACUAUCUUCCCAUGGACAGACUGCGGCUUGUCAUGCCUCCGACGCUGUUCGCUGCGUUGCAGUUCCCUUUCACGCAACUCGCGUACAAACUCUUCCCAGUUGCGGUGGCCAACGGCAUCAUUGCGGGAGCUUUCACUUUCUAUGUCUUGUACGAUUGCAUGCACUACGCACUACACCACACCAAAUUGCCCCAAUACAUGAAGGAGAUGAAGAAAUACCACCUUGCCCACCACUACAAGAAUUUCGAGCUUGGAUUUGGAGUAACCAGUAAAGUAUGGGAUUAUGUCUUCAACACUGUCCUCCCUGUAUAG